This is a messenger RNA of Musa acuminata AAA Group (dessert banana), 1168 nucleotides long. RefSeq names its product LOB domain-containing protein 15. The transcript has 3 exons. Bases 334 to 984 code for a protein of 216 amino acids. The record is from RefSeq and is a predicted model, not a curated record. Lineage: Eukaryota; Viridiplantae; Streptophyta; Magnoliopsida; Zingiberales; Musaceae.
CUUUUCCUUUGGUUUCUUACAGAAGUCAACGUCGGAGGUGGCAUGACAGAUUAAGCACACCUCUCUCUCUCCUCAGAAGCAGAAACAUCAGCAGCUGCAACCAAACAAGAAGCCAGCAGUCCUUGUUCUCACCAUAAUCUCACUGUUGUCUUCCCUUUACGUAUCUAUCUAUGAUUUAAGCUUCGGUCCAGUGUCCUCUAAUACCUCGCUUCCAAGUACUCCUUCCUUUGCUCAUAUUCCACCUUUCUGCUCUCACAUUCCCCUUUCUCUUUGCCUCCAUUCUUCUUCCUCCCUGUCCCCAACUCCAUAGCCAGCGCAAAGGAGCAUGCCUCAAUGUCCACACCAAGGGAGAGGAUGGAAGAGGUCGGCAAGAAGAUCAAAAGAGAAGCUGACGGCAUCACCGAUCGGAUCGGCAGGCAAGUAGGCCCCGUCGGAACCCUAAACACCAUCACCCCAUGCGCCGCAUGCAAGCUCCUGCGGCGGCGGUGCGCUCAGGACUGCCCCUUCUCUCCUUACUUCUCACCUCACGAGCCUCAGAAGUUUGCCCUGGUGCAUAAAGUCUUCGGUGCAAGCAACGUCUCCAAGAUGCUAAUGGAGGUUCCCGAGCCCCAGAGAGCUGAUGCGGCCAACAGCCUUGUGUACGAGGCGAACCUAAGGCUCAGAGAUCCCGUGUACGGGUGCAUGGGGGCGAUCUCGGCGUUGCAGCAGCAAGUCCAGGCCUUGGAGGCGGAGCUGCAAGCGGUGAGGGCUGAGAUCUUGAAACACAAGUACGGGCAAGCAGGUGGUAACAUCAUCCCCACCUCUCACGCUGCUUUGCUUCCUCCGUCGGCGGCGGUGUCUGUGGCUGCACCACCACCUGUGCCAUUGCCAUCGCUGUCUCCGGUGACCGACGCCGCCUCCUCUUCCAACUACACUUCCCUUCCUUCCAGCUCCACCAACUACAGCUCCAUUACCACGAACCACAAUGUCGCAUACUUCGGCUGAGAUUGCUUGGCACAUGCAUUGGAGAGAGGUAACAUCGUAUUGUUGUCGAAGGGUGAUCCUAAGUGAGGGGCUUCAAUUAUCCCUUUUGUAUUAUGUUAAUUUCUGCUGCCAAUCCAUUCUUGACUAGGUUACUGCAUAACUGAUGCAGCUCCAUUAUGAACACUAAGCUUUACUGUUCUUCUCA